AUGACAAACAUUCGUAAAACUCACCCUUUAAUCAAAAUUGUUAAUCACUCCUUUAUUGACUUACCUGCACCUUCCAACAUCUCCGCAUGAUGAAACUUUGGAUCCCUACUAGGUCUCUGCCUAGCCAUCCAAAUCCUCACUGGGUUAUUCCUAGCAAUACAUUAUACGUCUGAUACUAUAACAGCCUUUUCAUCAGUCACCCACAUCUGUCGAGAUGUUAAUUACGGCUGACUUAUCCGCUAUAUACAUGCUAAUGGUGCAUCCAUAUUUUUUAUCUGCCUUUUCCUUCAUGUAGGCCGAGGAUUAUACUAUGGCUCAUACACUUACUUUGAAACAUGAAACAUUGGAGUUAUCCUCCUAUUUGCAGUAAUAGCCACAGCUUUUAUAGGCUAUGUCCUUCCCUGAGGCCAAAUAUCAUUCUGAGGGGCAACCGUAAUUACCAAUCUUUUAUCUGCCAUCCCAUACAUCGGUACAACCCUAGUAGAGUGAAUUUGAGGUGGUUUCUCAGUAGACAAAGCUACCCUAACUCGAUUCUUCGCAUUCCAUUUUGUUCUUCCAUUUAUCAUCGCAGCUCUAGUCAUAGUCCACCUUCUUUUCCUUCAUGAAACUGGGUCAAACAACCCCUCAGGACUUAUUUCUGACUCAGACAAAAUCCCCUUUCACCCAUAUUACACUAUUAAAGACAUCCUCGGAGUCCUCCUUCUUAUUCUAGCUCUGAUAACCCUAGUCCUAUUUUCACCUGACCUUCUAGGAGAUCCUGAUAAUUACACACCCGCAAAUCCUUUAAGUACCCCACCUCAUAUUAAACCAGAAUGGUACUUCUUAUUUGCCUACGCCAUUCUACGAUCUAUUCCCAACAAACUAGGAGGCGUCCUAGCCUUAGUCUUCUCAAUCCUUAUUCUAAUACUCUUUCCACUGCUUCACUUAUCUAAACAACGUAGCAUGAUAUUCCGACCAUUAAGUCAAUGUAUAUUCUGAAUCCUAGUAGCAGACCUAUUUACAUUAACCUGAAUCGGAGGACAACCCGUUGAAUAUCCAUUUAUCAUUAUUGGCCAACUAGCAUCGGUCCUAUACUUCACCAUCAUUCUCUUAAUUCUACCAACCAUCAGCCUAAUUGAAAAUAAACUUCUUAAAUGAAGA
Ictidomys tridecemlineatus (thirteen-lined ground squirrel) is the source of this 1140-nucleotide messenger RNA. Lineage: Eukaryota; Metazoa; Chordata; Mammalia; Rodentia; Sciuridae. The record is from the annotation of a RefSeq genome assembly.